AGAAAAUUGCUUCCGAAAGUUGUUGAAAAUUCAAGCAAAUCCAGUAUUUCCAGAUAACGUGGAGAAUGGAUGGAUGGCAUGUCAAAUGAUUUCACCUUGGUAUUGGAUCUCUUUAGAUCCCUCUCAUGGAAGCUUCCAGCGAGCACAUACCAUUAAGUGGGCGGACUAAGGCUAAGUGAGAAUUGGAUCAUCAUUCUCUUAGUGAACGUUCGAAGUGCAAGGUUGCUCAUUAGGGUUCCAAUAGACGUUCUAAUCAACUCUUGUUCCAAUCGAAACUCAAUCCCAACUAGGUGCUAAAAUUAGCCAAUCCAGGAUCUCCGAUUCUCUUUAAAGCCGAGCUCCGUCUGAAAAGCCGCAGAGAACCUUCUCAGCAUCUCAUCUCUAGUCAGAUCGAUGCUUCACAAUGACACCGGCAUGAGUGUGUCCAAGAUUGGGAACGUGACCAUCUUGUCCUCCAUCGGAGUGGCAUUCUUCAUCUGUCCAAUUGUGAUCCUCAGUAACCUAUUGGUGAUCCUGCCCUUUGGUCGAGCUCGACGCAUUCGAAGUGCUCCCAAUCAACUGAUCUUGGCCUUGGCUAUUACCGAUUUGGUUGCGGGCAUCAUAAUCCCGCUCUCGGCCAUCUUCCAAUCCUUCUCAGACCUCUUUUCGGAUGACGUUAGUUUCCACACGAUUCGUCAAACAUUUCUCUCGUUGCUUUUCGUCGUGGAAGUGGCCAAUGUGUUGUUGCUGACCUCGAUCGCUCUGGAUAAGGUCAUAUCAUUGGCCAAGCCGCUCCAUUACAGUGACAUAGUGACAUUUGGAUCCGUGAAGGUAUUCUUCGUCGGAGUGAUAGUGGCAUUGCUAAUCUUGGGAACAUUGUUCACCUUCUCUCAUGGGUCCACGAUGCAAAUGUUUUACUUAGAUUCAGCCACGAUAUUUCAUAGCGUGCUCUUGUUCGGAUUGAGCUUACCUUGUGGGAUCAUUUUGGCAUACUCUUACUACUACGUGUACGUGAUCGCUAAUCGGCAUGCCAAGGACAUUCAAGAGGUGGCCAAAGUGGUUCGAAAUAAGGAGAUGGGCGAUUACAGACAUAACUUUGUGAACAAGGGAGAGGAUGCCAAGUUUCUCCUGCCUCCAAACCCCAAAUUCAUGCAGUCCAGAAGGUCUACUUGCUCCAGCUCUUCUCAACCUUCAUCAUCGUCAGUCUCCACUAGAAGAUUCAAUUUCCAUUCAACCUUGAUGGUCAUGGUGGUUUCCUUUGCCGUGUCAAAAUUCCUGUGUCCAUUGGGCGUCAUCGUUUGUGACUUCUUUGAUGGACUCAUUUGGCUUCAACGGGUAUUUUUCCUUCCAAUUUUCCUCCAGAGCGCCAUCAACCCCUGGUUGUAUGGAUAUCAUAACAUAGACAUCAAGCCGCAAAUGCGGAGAAUCAUCCGGCGUAUCUUGCGUAAAAUGGGUUUGACCACCACCGUGGACCGUUGCUUGGUCAAAUUCAACGCCACCUUUUACUCCCUAAAUCAGGGAACGAGUCGUCAAGCCAUAUGUCAAAAAUUCAAUGGUUUUGGGGAUAAACCUUUCAACACUUUCAACCCCAUGGCCACGCGUUUCUUCCAAGAAAACGAAACACGAUUGGAUGUGCCAGAAUUAAAAGUUCAAGAGGACCUAGCCAGUGGGAUGCAGACCGAGGUAUUUCUUACUAAAAUGGGCGAUGCCACAGCCAGACCGCAAAUACAUACAGAAAUCCCCACCCAAUGCUGGGAGACUACAACCGACCGUAACGAUAGGUCCAAGGGACACGAGAAGACCAAACGAACGCGGAACAAGAAGUCCCACAAAAGGCUCCGUAAACCUAAGGUUCCUAUCAUUGUGAUUUGGCUGGAAGAUCCGAGAUCCGGUGUACAAGUUUAAAUAAUGAUUUUAAAUUUUGCGAAAUAUAACUUGUUCCACAAA
This is a messenger RNA of Tigriopus californicus, 1926 nucleotides long. RefSeq names its product alpha-1A adrenergic receptor-like. Lineage: Eukaryota; Metazoa; Arthropoda; Copepoda; Harpacticoida; Harpacticidae. The record is from RefSeq and is a predicted model, not a curated record. Gene Ontology annotation, molecular function: G protein-coupled receptor activity. The transcript has 2 exons. The coding region runs from base 394 to 1884 and encodes 496 amino acids. Gene Ontology annotation, cellular component: membrane. Gene Ontology annotation, biological process: G protein-coupled receptor signaling pathway.